Molecule: messenger RNA, 1854 nt
Organism: Haliotis rubra (blacklip abalone)
Lineage: Eukaryota; Metazoa; Mollusca; Gastropoda; Lepetellida; Haliotidae
Product: monocarboxylate transporter 12-like
Exons: 6
Coding region: 169-1500 (443 amino acids)
Biological process (GO): monocarboxylic acid transport; transmembrane transport
Molecular function (GO): monocarboxylic acid transmembrane transporter activity
Source: RefSeq, a predicted model, not a curated record
UCGUUUACCUCCCGUAUGACCCCGUUUGGGUCCCGUCAAUGAUGAGUCUGUAAGAAUGUGGGUCACGACGGCCUAUUCCUGCACCUCACCUCCCCUGCACACGCGCGACAGCAUUGCACGGAGGAACGUUUUCACCCACGCAUCGGAAAGUGAUGACUUAAGUUUGUGAUGGCAGAUCAUCCCACUGACCCUCCGCCCGACAGAUGGCGCUGGGUGAUUGUCGUUUCCACCUUCUUCUCCUUAUUCCUGAGUGGAAGCAUGGGCUACAUCACCGGUGUCAUGCAUGUUUCCUUGGAAGAAACGGGAUUAUACGGAGUUCAGGAACUCGCAUGGCUCGGAUCGCUGUUCAACUGCAUGUUUGCACUCACAGGGCCGGCCGCAAGCUUUGUUAUCAGCAUGUUCAGCUGCCGGGUGUGUGUGGUGCUGUCUGGUGUCACGUGUCUGAUCGGGUUCUCCCUCAGUAGUGUCGUCACCGACAUACGACUACUGUUUCUAACCUACGGCUUCUUAGCAGGUUUUGGUCGUGGCCUGACAUAUACUGGUUCGCUGGUGAUUCUAGGAUACUACUUUCCUAAAGACAGCAGCCUGGUGACCGGACUAAGCACUGCUGGCGUCGGUCUCGGGAUGUUUGUCCACCCAAGAUUGACACAAGCCCUUUUGGACUUCUAUGGUCUGGAGGGAGCCUUCAGAUUAAUUGGAGCCAUAUCAUUCCAGACCUGUGUCUUUGGCUUCCUCAUGAGACCAUCAAAAUUCGAGCGAGAGAAACAACUUACUGAGAAACGGAGGAGGGAAGACGAUAACCCAGAAACUCAAAACCGUUUCUUGAACUUUUGGAAUACCUUUCUCACUGUGGUGAUACAAAAUAUUUCCUUCACAUUCAUUGUCCUUGGUGUGACACUAUUUUCUAUCGGGUUUUCAGCGGUCGUUGUUCUUCUGCCUGAUUUCUACUACAAGAAUGGAGCCACUAAACAGGAGGCAGCAAUGGCCGCCUCGCUCACAGGGCUGGGGGGGUUCUUUUCCCGAACGCUCGUUGGAAUUGGUGCAAAUGAUGGUAAUAUUGGCAAGAUGUUAUUUUUCUCAGGCACCAAUGGAAUAGUUGGUACCUUGACAUUCUUUAUGUCGAUAUUUGUCAAGUCUACGACAGGUCGGUACAUAUAUGCAUUUCUGUUCGGAACCUACGUUGGAGGAGUAUUUACCCUCCUCAGUCCGAUGACCAUGGACAGUAUAGGGGUAAACAACUUUGCGUUCGGUGUUGGGCUCAUAAUGUUCUUCGCCGGGGCUGGAUGUUUAGUGGGGCCACCCACUGCAGUCGUCAUAUGGAAAACCAGUGGAGAAUAUCUCACAGCGUUCCUGUUUGCAGGUUUGGUGUUCUUGGGAGCAGCUCUCUGUGGCUUCCUGUCCGAGCUGUUCAAGAAGAUACCUCCUCCCCAAGUGGAAAGUAUCACCGAAAAACCUCUGUUGACCGUAACCACUCAGAUUCAAGAGGAGCAAGACAGUUAACAACUGAGUGAAUGAAUCCCCUGUUAGCUGGGAAGUUCAGAACAUGGGAAAAUGGGCACUUGUUUCACUUGGGGAUUUUCUGUUGCAGAAAAGGGUUGAAGGGAGGGAACAUAAUUGUGGUUCAGAGACUAAGAAAAGUGAGUGAGUGAGUAUGGUUUUAGCAAUAGCAAUAUUCCAGCAAUAUCACGGCGGGGGACACCAGAAAUGGAAUGAAAAGUGUCAUGAAGAGACGAAUAAGAAUGUCUGUGAAGGAUGAAUAUGGGACGGAAGAGUGUUAUAGCGCGAGACUACACUAUGGGGUUUAUGGGGCAGGAAUGUGUAAGGAUGUGUGAAGUAAUGUGCAGACAUGUGAUA